This is a messenger RNA of Rhipicephalus sanguineus (brown dog tick), 2825 nucleotides long. RefSeq lists its product as uncharacterized. The coding region runs from base 185 to 649 and encodes 154 amino acids. The record is from RefSeq and is a predicted model, not a curated record. The transcript has 3 exons. NCBI's taxonomy places the organism in Eukaryota, Metazoa, Arthropoda, Arachnida, Ixodida, Ixodidae.
AGGAGGUAGGUGCUUCAUAAACAACCUCAACGAGGCGAAAAUAUGUUGCCGUAUGCCCUGCCUUCAUUGUUUGGCUUCGCAGGAGAACGUGGUGACUUGUGUGUUCCAGGCGUACGUUGGUCCCAACGCCGUUUCAGCGGAUACUGACCUCACAACUUCUCAAGGAAUAAAUGUGCAAUAAGGAAUGAAGCCUCCGGUGUUCAGCCUUCCACGCACCAGCAACGAGCCCAACCUGUGGGGUCCACUGGCAACCACAGUCGUUGGCCUGUGCUUCAGCCUGUGCGGCACGGUGGCCUUCGUGGUCGGCUUCGUGUGGCUGCAGUAUCAACCCGUAUGGGUGGCCGGAGUACUGCUAUUUGCUCUCAGUCUCGUAGCCAUCUGCUCUGGCAUGCUCUCCUACAAGGUUCAGGUGGAUCGCUUCAAGCACAAGACGCAGAACCAGCACUAUGCCACACCAUACGGGCAACUGCAGGACGAAGAAGCAGGUCCCUCAUGCGGCCAUUCCUGUCAAGCGGCUGCAGUGAAGCCUGGUCGCUUAGCUCCGUCGAAGCUGCCAUCUACAAUUAUCCUCGAAGAGACGGCUGGCUGGAACGGCACAGCGCCACAGUCGCAGCAUUUGCACGCUUGUGGUGUCGCUGUUCACAUCUAGACAUUGCGAUGUUUUGAUCGCGUUCAUAUCCAUAGCCCCUUUUACAUGAAUGCGACAAGUGACACGUCGCAUCGCAUUUCUGUCACGUGGCAUUCAUGUAGGUAUGCGGUGGUACUGCGCUUGGAAGACAAAUCGCAUUAAUGCGCCAUAAUAGGAUAGAUCAAGAUGGGUAAGCCGACUUAUUUGGUGCAUGUAAACGCCAGCGCAUUGCAUCGAGGGAGAGAAAAAAAAGUGAGGCGGCUGCCGGCGGGUGCCCUCCUCCACUCCCCGGAGAUAUGAAAAUGCUAGCUGCGCGCCAUAACAGGUCCCAGCUUAUUUAACACGAAGCAGUAUGCGCCACUUGUAAACACUGCCUCGUAGUACUACUCUGAUGCUCUAGGAAACGUGAUGCGUUGCUGACCCAUUCAUGUAAACGCUGCUUAUGAGGUGGUAUCAGUGCUUAUCGGGUUCCGCUUCCCGAAGGUGGCUGCCAUCGUCCAUACCUUUUCGGUUAUCGGCUGUAUCUGAAGCUUUAGGCCUAUAUUGCAGCGUUUAGUCGGAGUAGCACCGUCAGGAGAAGUGAGACGAGGCUUUUCUUGGACAAAGUUGCAAGCGUAUGUCAAUACACUGUAAACCUUUUUCACAGCCAUAAGGGUGUUUCGAUCACUCAAACAGCCCUAGUACACCCUUAUUUCUGAAACUUUUUUUUCAAAGGGUGUAAAUACGACGCAAGCGCGCUUUGCACGACCUUUUUAAAAAGAAGGGCGCAUGAAGGACAUAUGUUCAAAUAUAACACCCUAAUAACUGGUAGUGUGCGGGGGUGUUUCUUGAAAUUUUACACACAUACAUUUUUGUGAAGAAGUUUUGGUAUGUUACCCUGGCGAAUGUUUUAAGCUGGUAAACCUCAGUUACAAUUUACAGCUGCGAGCCGCGACAUCCUGUUUCUAGUUCUCUCGAUUCUGAUCGUUGUGCGCACACACCCACUGUUACAACAUUUUACGACAUAGCAUGCAUGCACGAAAUAGGCACAGCUGCAUCCGGUAUUUUCCCAGAGUGGGUGGUGAAUUAUAGCUAUAGUCCUCCCCUGGAAGAACUAGCUAAGCGAUUUGAUUUAUAGUGCUUCAGAUGGAAGGGAGGAAGGGGGGAGGGCGAACCGCUUUAUUUAUAUUUUUGAAAGGGACCCGCCACGGUGGUCUAGUGGUAAUGGUGCUCGACUGCUGAUCCGCAUGUCGGGGUAUCGAAUCCCGGCCGCGGCGGCCGCAUUUUCGGCUGAGGCAAAAAUGUUUGAGGCCCGAGUACUUAGAUUUAGGUGCACGUUAAAGAACCCUAAGUGGUCGAAAUUUCCCGAGCCCUCCACUACGGCGUCUCUCAUAAUGAUAUAGUGGUUUUGGGACGUUCAACCGCGACAAUUAGUGUUACUAUAUAGUAUUCAAAGGAUGUUAGGGUGUAUGUUUGCCUAAACGCCCCAUUCCACUUUUGCCAUCAGGGUGUAGUUUUCAUAUUACACCCUUGAAAAUUGAUGCAUAAAGGCUGUAAGUCCGUGAAGUAUGCCCAUGAAAAGGGUGUCAUUCUGAUUGUUACGCCCGUUCCGUGUGGUGUAUGGAUGUGAGUUAUAGACACCAAAAAAACACCUAUAUGGGUGUAAUAUGGUUUACAGUGUAUUCAAAACUUUUUAACAACGAAUACAAUAUUUAAUUGAUUCUGAAUAGGAGAAACAGUGAGGCGCAAAUUUCCCAUCAUCAAGUGCACUUAUUCAGCACUGAAACGACAUUGAGGUUACUUUCUUUUUUGUUACAGUGAAUAUAUGAGCAUUCCAAAGCACUAAAAGUAAUAUAGUUGAGGAUUCUGCGUCGUUCAGGAAGCCGAAGUGUUCAGGUUGAACCACUGAACAAUUUUCGCUCCCAGUUUUUACCGCGAUGGAAUGCGGUGGGUGAUUUUGUUCGGUAUUAUCCAAAAGGGCUGCACGCGUGUGUUAAGGCUGUCAGAGUAGCGCAAAAGAAUAAGAGCCCUGCUCGCCGAGGAAGAGUUCGCAACUAUUUUUGUAAAUAACGUUAAUCUCGCUUUGUCUUUUCUCUGAUGCAAACCGGAGGCACGCAGUGUUAGAAUAGUAGCUUCCUCCAACAGUGGCACCAUCCUUUGGUACAAUUACUAUAUAAAACAUAACGCUGAAACGUUUUCCUUUUCUUUUUUUUUUCUU